Cryptomeria japonica (Japanese cedar) is the source of this 3694-nucleotide messenger RNA. RefSeq names its product protein ARABIDILLO 1. The coding region runs from base 546 to 3389 and encodes 947 amino acids. NCBI's taxonomy places the organism in Eukaryota, Viridiplantae, Streptophyta, Pinopsida, Cupressales, Cupressaceae. Gene Ontology annotation, molecular function: protein binding. The transcript is spliced from 12 exons. The record is from RefSeq and is a predicted model, not a curated record.
GGCGACGAAUCCCGUAAUUCCAAAACAAAAAUGCAAUUCUAAACGAACAAAUCUAAUUUUUCAUUAUCCCGACAGCAAAUCCAAAUAACCUAAAUUAUAAUUUACACCCUACUAAAAUCUAAGAAACGCAGAACUUUUAAUGUUUUUGCAGACAUUUUGAUCUAAACAGACUUUUUUCUAUACGGUCAUAUGCUUCGAAGAUUCUUUUAAUUCUGCCGUUCAGAUCUGCAAUUUUAAAAAAUUGUCUUCUCUUUUGACAAAAAAUUCUUCCAUCCCCGUUGAAACCCAUGAAUUUGCAGGUUUCCUUUGCCCUCAAGCAAAAUUUGAUUCAAUUGCAUUAAAAUCACAGGCAUUUAACGGUUAACGCACAGGUACCUCAAAUUACUUCUCAAUUUAUUCACCUUCGUUUGCUGUUUUUUAGUUGGAGAGAAGAUGUAAAUACAUAUGGAUGGCGGCGUCAAUCAGGGUUUUUACAUUUGUUCUUCCCUUAGGGUUUGAGCACUAGGGUUUGUUGUCUGUAAAUAAUUUAAUCGAAGGGAAGCGCGAUGAUUCGGAGGGUUCGGAGAAAGGCUGUGCAUGUGAAGGAGAAGAAAAAGGAAAAGGCUGUACAUAUCAAUUGCGUAGAUAAUAAUGGUAACGAUAAUAAUGAGGUAUUUGAUGAGGAGGAAGUUGUCUACGUUGAUAGAAAACACGAUGAGGUUGACUGGACACGUCUCCCGGAUGACACUGUAGUUGCGGUUUUUAAUCUCUUGAAUUACAGGGACAGGGCAAGCCUUGCUUCUGUGUGUAAGACAUUUAGAGCAGUAGGGCAUUAUCCAUGCCUAUGGAAUUCACUAGAUGUGAGGGCUCACAAAUUGGAUGACCAAGCCGCUGCUUCCCUGGCUGGUCGUUGUGGAGAAUUGCAGCGGCUUAGGUUCAGAGGCGCCGAUACGGCCAGCGUGAUUGUGAACCUUGAGGCUAGGAAGCUUAGGGAUUUGAGCGGGGAUGUAUGCAGAGAACUUACCGAUGCUACGCUUUCUAUGGUGGCUGCCCGGCAUGGGGGUCUGGAGAGCCUUCAGCUGGGACCAGAUUACUGUGAUAGGAUUACAAGUGAUGCGAUCAGGGUUGUGGCAUUGUGUUGCCCCAGGCUAAAGAGGCUGAGGCUGUCUGGGGUUAGGGAUGUUGACGGCGAAGCCAUCGGUGCACUUGUGAAGUAUUGCUUAGAGCUUGGGGAGCUUGGGCUUUUGGAUUGCAUGAGUAUUGAUGAAGGGGCACUAGGGAAUGCAGUGUCAUUAAGGUUUCUGUCUGUUGCUGGAUCGAGAAAUAUUAAGUGGAGCGCUGUGUUGCAGCUCUGGAGUAAGUUGCCGAAAUUGGUUGCAUUGGAUGUUUCUCGGACAGAUGUGACACCUAGUGCAGCAUUUCGGUUGCUUUCAUCGCAGAGUUUGAGGGUUCUGUGUGCGUUGCAUUGCCCUUUGCUGGAGGAGAACCGCAAUUAUGUUUCUUACAAUUCAAAGGCAAAGCUGCUGUUAGCCCGGUUCACUGACGUUCUUACAGGGCUUGAUUCAAUGAGUCAUUUGAAUUUGUUUUCAAGGGGAUUCAAAAAGCAAGCAUUGUCUGCUGUAACCCCUGAGAAGGAAGAAAUAAUUAAGUUUUGGAACAGGCAGAACCUAAAAAGUGGGGAUAAGAGUCUUAUAGAGUUGACUGAAUGGCUUGAAUGGGUGCUUUCUCAUGCACUGCUGCGGAUUGCAGAGAGUAAUCCCCCUGGGUUAGAUGGUUUCUGGCUUAAACAGGGAACCCCAAUAUUAUUGAGUUUAUUGAGAAGCUCGCAGGAAGAGGUCCAGGAAAGGGCAGCAACUGGCCUUGCGACAUUUGUUGUUGUUGAUGAUGAAAAUGCAACUGUUGACCCAUCAAGGGCAGAAGCAGUGAUGCGUGGUGGUGGUAUUCAGUUCCUCUUGGGAAUUGCAAGGUCUUGUUGUGAGGGUGUCCAAUCAGAAGCUGCUAAGGCUAUAGCAAACCUGUCUGUCAAUGCCGAUGUAGCAAAAGCAGUGGCAAUAGAAGGAGGAAUUGGCAUUUUGGCAUCCCUUGCAAGGUCUCCAAACAGAUUGGUUGCUGAAGAGGCUGCAGGUGGUUUAUGGAAUCUAUCUGUCGGUGAAGAGCACAAGAGUGCUAUUGCAGUAGCAGGUGGUGUGAAGGCCCUUGUGGAUCUUAUAUUUAAGUGGGCAUCUGGUGGGGAUGGGGUUUUGGAACGUGCUGCGGGUGCACUUGCUAACUUGGCUGCCGAUGACAAGUGCAGCAUGGAAGUUGCACUGGCUGGUGGGGUUCAUGCUUUGGUCAUGCUUGCGUGCUCCUGCAAAGUUGAGGGUGUCCAAGAGCAGGCUGCACGUGCUUUAGCUAAUUUGGCUGCUCAUGGGGACAGCAAUGGUAACAAUGCUGCUGUAGGCCAAGAAGCAGGUGCACUUGAAGCAUUGGUGCAACUGACAUUCUCUCACCAUGAAGGUGUCAGGCAGGAGGCAGCUGGAGCAUUGUGGAACUUGUCAUUUGAUGAUAGAAACCGUGAAGCAAUUGCUGCUGCUCGUGGCGUGGAAGCUUUGGUUGCUCUUGCACAAAAUUGUUCAAAUGCAUCUCAAGGUCUUCAGGAAAGGGCUGCGGGUGCAUUAUGGGGUUUGUCAGUAUCUGAAGCAAAUAGCAUUGCUAUUGGACGAGAAGGCGGCAUUGCACCACUGAUAUCAUUGGCCCGUUCAGAUGUUGAAGAUGUGCAUGAGACUGCUGCUGGUGCACUAUGGAAUUUAGCAUUCAAUCCUGGUAAUGCUUGGCGAAUUGUUGAGGAGGGAGGAGUUCCUGCUCUUGUACACCUUUGUUCAUCUUCUGGCUCAAAAAUGGCACGCUUUAUGGCUGCAUUAGCGCUUGCAUAUAUGUUUGAUGGAAGGAUGGAGGAAGCUGCGGCAGCCGGUAUGGUUUUUGAUAGUGCUCCAAAGAAUGGAAACUUAGAUGGUGCAAGGCGUAUGGCACUACGACAUAUAGAAGCUUUUAUCAUGACAUUUUCAGAUCAUCAGACAUUUUCAGUAGCAGCUUCUUCUUGUGCGCCUGCUGCUCUGGCACAAGUUGCAGAGACAGCACGAAUACAAGAAGCAGGACAUCUUCGGUGCAGUGGUGCUGAGGUAGGUAGGUUUGUAACCAUGAUACGGAAUCCUUCCCCAGUUUUGAGAGCAUGUGCUGCAUUUGCACUUUUACAGUUCACCAUGCCUGGAGGAAGGCAUACCAUGCAUCAUGCAAGUCUUCUGCAAAAAGCAGGAGCUGGGCGUGUUCUUAGGGCUGCAGCUGCAGCAGCAACUGCACCACUUCAGGCCAAAGUUUUUGCCAGGAUUGUUUUAAGAAAUCUCGAGCAUUGUUCUCUGGUGACUAAAAUUUAGAGUAACAUAGAUUCGUGUCCAGUUUCUGGUACCAGGUUUCUCUGUAUUAAAGGUUCAUCGCCAAAGAUACAUUUGGUUGUAUUUGUAUUCCCAGGACUUUCGCUAUUAUUGAUUCCUUCUUCCUUUCACCAUAGUCAUCGAUUAAUGGACAAGGGAGAGGUUGAUGCAUAAAGUCUUUCGUUUUCUACCCAUCAAGAAAGCUCCCUUCCAUCAAUUUCACCAGUACUAUAUGGUAUUUGUUCAUUGUACAGUAUGGUAUAAAUUCAAGUUUAACUUUAUAUAUGUUGCACAUUUAUAUUGCUUUA